CGGCGGCGGGAGGAGGGGGACCGGGGAGCAGGCAGCAGCGGCAGGAGGGGACCGAGGAGCCGGCGGCGGCGGCAGCAGCAGCCGGGUUGCUAGGGAUGGAGAGAUCCCGUGUCACCCGGAUGUGAGUGUCAUGUUGGCCCAAACUCUGAGGGAUUUGGCAGCGGCGAAGCAGCAGCGGCAGGAGGAGGAGCAGCAGCAGCCCCUCGCACGUCUCUAGUCACUACCAUGGGGGUCGGGUAGCGGGUAGCGCAGGGGCAGCGCGCACCUGGCUCGGGGUGGGGUUGGGGGGCGUCUCUGCCCUUUUUUGUUUUUUCAUUUUCCUCUCACACGCUGGAGAAAGUGAGAAAAAUGCACCAGCAGCCGCAGCCCGAGCAGCACCCUGAAGAGGUGAACUAUGCAAGUAGCACCAGGAUUCCUCUCCCUGGUGAAGGACCAGCUAUUCAGUCAAACAGUUCAGCACCAUCCAAGCAAACUGUUCUAUCUUGGCAAGCUGCAAUCGAUGCUGCUAGACAAGCAAAGGCUGCCCAAAACAUGAGUACCACCACAGCCCAGCCUGUAGGAUCUCUGUCCCAAAGAAAACGCCAGCAAUAUGCCAAGAGCAAAAAACAGGGUAAUACAUCCAAUAGUCGGCCACCCCGUGCCCUUUUCUGUUUAUCCCUCAACAAUCCAAUACGAAGAGCCUGCAUUAGUUUAGUAGAAUGGAAACCAUUUGACAUAUUUAUACUACUGUCUAUUUUUGCCAAUUGUGUGGCCUUAGCUAUUUACAUCCCAUUCCCAGAAGAUGAUUCUAAUUCAACUAAUCAUAAUUUGGAAAAAGUAGAAUAUGCCUUCCUGAUAAUUUUUACAGUUGAAACAUUUUUGAAGAUUAUAGCAUAUGGAUUAUUAUUACACCCCAAUGCAUAUGUUAGAAAUGGAUGGAAUUUAUUGGAUUUUGUAAUAGUAAUAGUAGGAUUAUUUAGUGUAAUACUGGAACAAUUAACCAAAGAAACAGACGGUGGCAGCCACUCAGGUGGCAAACCUGGUGGCUUUGAUGUCAAAGCCCUAAGAGCCUUUCGUGUACUGCGACCUCUCCGACUCGUAUCAGGAGUGCCCAGUUUACAAGUUGUUCUGAACUCCAUUAUAAAAGCCAUGGUUCCCCUCCUCCAUAUUGCCCUUUUGGUAUUGUUUGUAAUCAUAAUCUAUGCUAUUAUAGGAUUGGAACUUUUUAUUGGAAAAAUGCACAAAUCUUGUUUUCUUAUUGAUUCAGAUAUACUAGUUGAAGAUGAUCCAGCACCUUGUGCAUUCUCAGGGAACGGCCGUCAGUGCGUCAUGAACGGCACCGAAUGUAAGGGUGGAUGGGUUGGACCCAACGGAGGCAUAACCAACUUUGACAACUUUGCAUUUGCAAUGCUGACUGUGUUCCAGUGUAUAACCAUGGAGGGCUGGACUGAUGUGCUGUACUGGGUAAAUGAUGCAAUAGGAUGUGAGUGGCCAUGGAUCUAUUUUGUUAGUCUUAUCAUCCUUGGCUCAUUUUUCGUACUUAACCUGGUUCUUGGUGUACUUAGUGGAGAAUUUUCCAAAGAAAGAGAAAAAGCCAAGGCCCGAGGGGACUUUCAGAAGCUUCGUGAAAAACAACAGCUUGAAGAAGACCUGAAGGGAUAUUUAGACUGGAUUACCCAGGCAGAGGACAUUGACCCUGAGAAUGAUGAAGAGGCUGAUGAAGAAGGCAAGAGGAACAGGCUUACACUGGCUGACUUAAUGGAAGACAAGAAGAAAAGCAGACUUAGCUGCUUUGGCCGUUCUUCCAAUAAACAUGCGAGCAUGCCCACCAGCGAGACCGAGUCGGUGAACACGGAGAACGUCAGCGGGGAAGGGGAGAGCCCGGCGUGCUGCGGGAGCUUGUGUCAAACCAUCUCAAAAUCCAAGUUCAGUCGACGCUGGCGUCGUUGGAACCGCUUUAACAGAAGAAAAUGUAGGGCUGCAGUAAAAUCUGUCACAUUUUAUUGGCUUGUUAUUGUCUUGGUCUUUUUGAACACGUUAACUAUCUCAUCAGAGCAUUACAAUCAACCUGACUGGCUGACUCAGAUCCAAGAUAUCGCAAAUAAAGUUCUUCUGGCUUUAUUCACCUGUGAAAUGUUAGUAAAGAUGUACAGCUUGGGCCUACAGGCCUAUUUUGUUUCUCUCUUUAACCGCUUUGAUUGCUUCGUUGUUUGUGGUGGCAUUGUUGAAACCAUUUUGGUGGAGUUGGAAAUUAUGUCACCCCUUGGAAUUUCAGUGUUUCGCUGUGUUCGUCUCCUGCGUAUUUUUAAAGUAACAAGGCACUGGGCAUCCCUGAGCAACUUGGUAGCAUCCUUGUUAAACUCAAUGAAGUCCAUUGCUUCACUGUUGCUUCUGCUUUUCCUCUUCAUCAUAAUCUUCUCGUUGCUUGGAAUGCAGCUGUUUGGAGGCAAAUUUAAUUUUGAUGAAACUCAAACAAAACGGAGCACCUUCGAUAAUUUUCCACAAGCCCUUUUAACUGUAUUCCAGAUCCUAACAGGGGAAGACUGGAAUGCUGUCAUGUAUGAUGGCAUAAUGGCAUACGGUGGUCCCUCAUCCUCAGGCAUGAUUGUCUGUAUAUAUUUCAUUAUCCUCUUCAUCUGUGGUAACUAUAUCUUGCUAAAUGUCUUCUUGGCCAUUGCUGUGGAUAACUUGGCAGAUGCUGAAAGUCUAAAUACAGCUCAGAAAGAAGAAGCUGAAGAAAAGGAAAGGAAAAAGAAUGCGAGAAAGGAGAGUCUGGAAAAUAAAAAAACUGAGAAGGCAGAAGGUGACCAAAAGAAGCCCAAGGAUAGUAAGGUGACAAUUGGUGAAUAUGGAGAAGGAGAGGAAGAGGAUAAAGAUCCCUAUCCCCCCUGUGAUGUACCAGUAGGUGAAGAUGAAGAAGAUGAGGAGGAUGAGCCAGAGGUACCAGCAGGCCCACGUCCCCGUAGGAUAUCAGAACUCAACAUGAAGGAGAAGAUAACACCUAUCCCUGAAGGGAGUGCCUUCUUCAUCUUCAGCAGCACCAACCCAAUUCGAGUGGGAUGCCACAGACUUAUCAAUCACCACAUCUUUACCAAUCUCAUCCUUGUCUUCAUCAUGCUGAGCAGUGUUUCCUUAGCAGCAGAAGAUCCAAUUCGCAGCCACUCUUUUCGAAAUAAUAUCCUAGGGUAUGCAGAUUAUGUCUUCACUAGUAUGUUUACAUUUGAGAUCAUUUUGAAGAUGACAGCUUUUGGAGCAUUCCUUCAUAAAGGGUCCUUCUGCAGGAAUUAUUUUAAUUUGCUGGAUUUGCUGGUUGUGGGCGUUUCUCUGGUAUCAUUUGGGAUUCAAUCAAGUGCUAUCUCAGUUGUGAAGAUUCUCAGAGUUUUAAGAGUCUUGAGGCCUCUAAGGGCAAUAAACAGAGCAAAAGGACUUAAGCAUGUUGUUCAAUGUGUCUUUGUGGCUAUUAGAACUAUUGGUAAUAUCAUGAUUGUUACAACUCUGCUGCAAUUCAUGUUUGCUUGUAUUGGGGUGCAGCUGUUUAAGGGAAAAUUCUACAAGUGCACUGAUGAGGCCAAACAGAACCCCGAGGAAUGCCGAGGGAUUUACAUCGUUUAUAAGGAUGGAGAUGUCGACAGUCCCAUGGUCAAAGAGAGGGUGUGGCAAAACAGUGAUUUCAACUUUGAUAAUGUCCUGUCUGCUAUGAUGGCCCUUUUCACAGUCUCCACCUUUGAAGGCUGGCCAGCGCUGCUGUACAAAGCCAUUGAUUCAAAUGGCGAGAAUGUAGGACCUGUAUACAACUAUAGAGUGGAGAUUUCCAUCUUCUUCAUCAUCUAUAUCAUCAUUAUUGCUUUCUUUAUGAUGAACAUAUUUGUUGGUUUUGUGAUUGUUACAUUCCAAGAACAGGGAGAACAGGAGUACAAGAACUGUGAGCUGGACAAAAAUCAGCGGCAGUGUGUGGAGUAUGCCCUGAAGGCACGUCCUCUCCGCAGGUAUAUUCCAAAAAAUCCUUACCAGUACAAGUUCUGGUAUGUGGUGAAUUCUACUGGAUUUGAAUACAUCAUGUUUGUCCUCAUCAUGCUGAACACCCUUUGCUUGGCUAUGCAGCACUAUGGACAGUCUAAGCUAUUUAAUGAUGCCAUGGACAUUAUGAAUAUGGUUUUCACAGGAGUGUUCACUGUUGAAAUGGUUUUGAAACUGAUUGCAUUCAAACCCAAGAUUUUUGUAAGAAAAAAGGAAAGAUGGCUAGGCUAUUUUAGUGAUGCCUGGAAUACGUUUGACUCCCUCAUCGUUAUUGGCAGCAUAGUAGACGUCGUUCUCAGUGAAGCUGAUCCAAAGCCAACUGAAACAGUCACAACUGAUGAGUCUGGGAACUCUGAGGACAGCGCUCGGAUCUCCAUCACUUUUUUCCGUCUCUUCCGUGUGAUGAGGUUGGUGAAGCUGCUGAGCAGAGGAGAAGGAAUCAGAACAUUACUCUGGACAUUUAUCAAGUCAUUUCAGGCUCUGCCUUACGUUGCCCUUCUGAUAGCCAUGCUGUUCUUCAUCUAUGCUGUCAUUGGAAUGCAGGUGUUUGGAAAAGUGGCCAUGAGGGACAACAAUCAAAUAAACAGAAACAACAAUUUUCAGACUUUCCCCCAAGCUGUGCUUCUUCUCUUCAGGUGUGCAACUGGAGAAGCCUGGCAGGAAAUCAUGCUGGCAUGUUUGCCUGGAAAGCGCUGUGAUCCCGAAUCUGAUUAUAAUCCUGGGGAAGAAUACACAUGUGGAAGCAAUUUUGCCAUCAUUUAUUUUAUCAGUUUUUACAUGCUCUGUGCAUUUUUGAUUAUAAACUUAUUUGUGGCUGUCAUUAUGGAUAAUUUUGAUUAUUUGACACGUGACUGGUCUAUUCUGGGCCCCCAUCAUUUGGAUGAAUUCAAAAGAAUAUGGUCAGAAUAUGACCCCGAAGCAAAGGGAAGGAUAAAGCACCUCGACGUGGUGACGUUGCUGAGACGGAUUCAGCCACCGCUCGGUUUUGGCAAGUUGUGCCCUCACCGAGUGGCCUGCAAGAGGUUAGUAGCCAUGAAUAUGCCACUCAACAGUGAUGGGACUGUCAUGUUCAACGCUACUUUAUUUGCUUUGGUUAGGACUGCUCUAAAGAUAAAAACAGAAGGUAACCUGGAGCAAGCCAAUGAAGAACUCAGAGCAGUCAUAAAGAAAAUAUGGAAGAAAACGAGCAUGAAGUUACUUGACCAAGUUGUCCCUCCCGCUGGCGAUGAUGAGGUAACCGUGGGGAAGUUCUAUGCCACCUUCCUGAUACAGGACUACUUUAGGAAAUUCAAGAAACGCAAAGAACAAGGACUGGUGGGGAAAUAUCCUGCGAAGAACACCACGAUUGCUCUGCAGGCAGGACUAAGGACACUUCAUGAUAUUGGCCCAGAAAUACGUCGAGCUAUAUCCUGUGACUUGCAAGAUGAUGAACCAGAGGAAAACAAUCCAGAGGAGGAGGAAGAUGUUUAUAAAAGGAAUGGUGCCCUCUUUGGCAACCACAUAAACCACAUUAGCAGUGACAGACGAGAUUCAUUUCAGCAAAUCAACACCACACACCGUCCCUUACACGUCCAGCGGCCUUCAAUUCCCUCUGCAAGUGAUACGGAGAAAAACAUGUAUCACCAGGCAGGAAACUCUGUGUACCACAACCAUCACAAUCACAACUCGGUAGGAAAGCACGUUCCAAACUCAACAAAUGCCAAUCUCAAUAAUGCCAACGUGUCCAAAGUCCAUGGAAAACACACAAGUUUUGGGAAUCGUGAGCACCGAUCUGAGAACGGUUACCGUUCACACUCCAGGACUGACCACGAGAAGAGAAGAAGGCCAAGCAGUAGGAGAACACGCUACUAUGAAACAUAUAUUAGGUCUGACACUGGUGAUGGGCGCCGACCUACCAUUCGCCGGGAAGAACACGAAGUGCAGGACUACUGCAAUGAUGAUCAUUAUCUGGGAGAGCAGGAGUAUUACAGUGGAGAAGAAUAUUAUGAAGAUGACAGUAUGUUGUCAGGAAACAGGCAUAGAUAUGAUUACCACUGUAGAUAUCACUGCCAUGACUCAGAUUUUGAGAGACCAAAAGGUUACCAUCACCCACAUGGUUUUUUUGAGGAAGAUGAUUCACAGAUCUGUUAUGAUACAAAAAGAUCUCCUAGGAGACGGCUGCUACCUCCAACACCACCACCACAUAGACGAUCUUCCUUUAACUUCGAAUGCCUCCGCCGACAAAGUAGCCAAGAUGACAUCCCACUCUCUCCUAAUUUUCACCAUCGCACGGCUUUGCCACUUCACUUAAUGCAACAGCAGGUGAUGGCUGUGGCAGGUCUGGACUCCAGCAAAGCUCAUAAACACUCACCGAGCCGUUCGACGCGUUCCUGGGCCACCCCACCCGCCACCCCUCCCUACAGGGAGCGUUCCCCCUAUUACACCCCUCUGAUCCAGGUGGACAGGGCUGACUCCACAGAGCACAUGAACGGCAGCCUGCCUUCCCUGCACAGGAGCUCCUGGUACACGGAUGACCCCGACAUUUCCUACAGGACGUUCACGCCAGCCAGCCUGACCGUCCCCAACGACCUGCGGCACAAACACAGCGACAAGCAGCGCAGCGCAGACAGCCUGGUGGAGGCGGUACUUAUAUCUGAAGGCCUAGGAAGGUACGCAAAGGACCCUAAAUUUGUUUCGGCUACAAAACACGAGAUUGCUGAUGCAUGUGACAUGACUAUUGACGAGAUGGAGAGUGCAGCAAGUAACCUUCUCAAUGGGAAUAUCAGCAAUGGGACCAAUGGGGAUAUGUUUCCAAUUUUAAGCAGACAAGAUUACGAACUCCAAGAUUUUGGUCCUGGCUACAGCGACGAAGAGCCAGAAACGGGACGAUACGAAGAAGACUUAGCUGAUGAAAUGAUAUGCAUUACAAGCUUAUAG
Onychostruthus taczanowskii (white-rumped snowfinch) is the source of this 6912-nucleotide messenger RNA. It is a transcript of the gene CACNA1D, whose product is annotated as calcium voltage-gated channel subunit alpha1 D. Gene Ontology annotation, molecular function: high voltage-gated calcium channel activity. Bases 349 to 6912 code for a protein of 2187 amino acids. Lineage: Eukaryota; Metazoa; Chordata; Aves; Passeriformes; Passeridae. The record is from RefSeq and is a predicted model, not a curated record. The transcript has 50 exons. Gene Ontology annotation, biological process: calcium ion import across plasma membrane. Gene Ontology annotation, cellular component: membrane; voltage-gated calcium channel complex.